Molecule: messenger RNA, 601 nt
Organism: Paramormyrops kingsleyae
Lineage: Eukaryota; Metazoa; Chordata; Actinopteri; Osteoglossiformes; Mormyridae
Source: RefSeq, a predicted model, not a curated record
CGUUAAUUACUCUGCUGAUUGGCUGUUUGCUUCCUUUCAUGCUAGCCCAGAAGGAUCUCAUCUCCCACCUCAUUGGGGUUCCAGCUUCAGCCAGCACUGAAGCUUUCCAUGGCGCUGUAUGUGACAAGUUGGGAAGGGACCAGGGCAAGAUGGAGGUGCUCAAGUGGUUUGGCAUGCUCGGAGACAACCCCCUCCCCCAGGCGGACUCCGUCCUGGAAGCUGUCACGAAGCAUUUGGAAGCCAAGCUCCAUUUUGCUUGUUGCUCCUGAAUAUGUGAGACUGCCCAGGAAUGCCAAUGAGAGCCACGUCGAUGCCAGAAGCUUGGCCGUCACUGUCAGUGUGCAGAAGGCAUGAGGAUGAAGAGUGACAGAGGUCUCCCUCAUUACGGUGUGUAUGGCUGGGAUAGCAAAGAGCAUGCUGGGAGCAGUGCUGUCUAGGAGUUUGAUUGAAGUGAACUGCGGCUUUACUCACUCAGAGGAUAAAUGAGUUGGUGAAUUACGAUUCCAAUACAAAGUGAAUGGUUUCUGGGUCUGCCUGGCUGCACCAGGCUCAAGACCGCCUUUGUGUCACCUAAAAACUGUUCAGUAUUUUUUGGGACAUG